This is a messenger RNA of Vespula pensylvanica (western yellowjacket), 1776 nucleotides long. RefSeq names its product zinc finger protein 525-like. Gene Ontology annotation, cellular component: nucleus. Bases 601 to 1560 code for a protein of 319 amino acids. Gene Ontology annotation, biological process: regulation of transcription by RNA polymerase II. The transcript has 2 exons. Gene Ontology annotation, molecular function: DNA-binding transcription activator activity, RNA polymerase II-specific; RNA polymerase II cis-regulatory region sequence-specific DNA binding. NCBI's taxonomy places the organism in Eukaryota, Metazoa, Arthropoda, Insecta, Hymenoptera, Vespidae. The record is from RefSeq and is a predicted model, not a curated record.
UCAACGGUAAGUAAAAUAUAUAAAUAAUAUUUUAUUACAAAUUUAUAAUUGAAUCGAUACUAAUCAAUUUCAAGAAUGUUACAGCUUAUUUUCUUUGGCUUUAGAAACGAUUUUUCAAAAUGUAAGUAACUUUUUAGUACUGUACAUUUAUCUGAAAAACAUUUAAAUAAUAUCUUGAAGAAAUUUUGUUUCAGAAUGACCGAUGAAAUAAUGAAUUACAUCGACGAAGAUAAUUCAAGAAUCUUACAAACUGUGAAAAAAAUGUGCGAAUACGAAAGAUAAAACAUCACUAUUAUUAUUGUCACGUGUAAAAUAAUACAUUUACUUGCAAUUAUUUGUCGUAUUUGAUUUGUUUAUUACCACAAAAAAGAAGCAAAAAAAAAAAGAAUGAAUACCUUAAUAUAAUACCUAAUAAUAUUUUUCAAAAAGCAGUCUCGCGGCCCUUAAUUCAGGGAGUGAGAUGUCUUUAAUUAUCCUUAUCACGAUCUUUGUGAGUUAUGACUACGAAAAAACACAUCAAACCAGAUUGAUGAUAAUCGCUCGAAAAACACAAAAUUACUUCAAAGUGAUAUCCCAACAAGACUUGAUACUUCUCAAUGUAUGAAAUCAGAAAUAACAUGCAAAGACAAUAAAUCGAAGGAUGUAUCUUAUGAUGAUUGUGUAAUAAAGUUGAGAAACAAAUGUCCUUUAAAGGAACAUAGAUUAACGUUAGAGAAUCACAAUUACGAUUUACGUCCAACGAAGGAGACAUCAAAUUUCACGGACAAAAUAACAGGAAAUCAAGAAGCAUUAACUUGCGUGAUAUGCGACUUCAGAUGCAACAAGAGAUCAACCAUGAUAGCUCAUUUAGCGGAGAAACACGAUGGGAAUGAUAGAACGAACGAAGAUGGAAACUGCAAGAAGAAACGUGAAUUCGUUUGUAUCGUUUGUGGUUUGGUAUGUGCAAGAAAGGAAACGUUGAGGUCACACUUUGUACGAAAGCAUACUCAACAUUAUUGUUACUCCUGCGAAUACUGUGGCAAAGAAUUUAAGAUUAAGGGCGAUCUUACGACUCAUACAAGACUGAAUCAUCGAGAAUCACCAGUGAUAUGCGACGUCUGUGGAAAAACUUGUAAGAACAGUCAUAGUUUGUAUACUCAUCAGAAACAUGCUCAUUACAAGGCCAAGUUUGAAUGUCCAAUGUGUCACAGACGAUUGGUCACCAAGGAGAACCUGGACCAACACGUUUUGACUCAACACGAGAGGAAGGAGAAGUCUGUUUGCGAAGAAUGUGGCAAAACUUUCUUUGAAAAUUAUGAUCUCCGUAAACACAUGAGAAUUCAUACAGGUGACAAACCCUACAAUUGUACCGUCUGUGCCAGAGCUUUUGCUACUCACAGUAGUCUUAGCCAACAUCUUCUUCUACAUACCGGCGAACGAAUUUACACCUGUGACGUUUGUGGCAAGUCCUUCGCUCAAAAGGCUGGUCUUAUAUGCCACAGGAAGAUCCAUUCAGGAACUCUACCACCACUACCUGUUAUACACAUCGAUCACAUCCUAAAAGAAUUCAUGAAGAAAUGAAAUAUAUGGUUAAAUCCGUGCCUUGUCUUUCUUGAACAACUCCUAGUUAAUAUUUUUUUAUAUUGUCAACGAAUCUACUCGUAUUGAUAUAUCAUAUUUGUAUACACUAUAGACGUAAUCAUGUUCACGCAGUUAUGAACACUUGUGAUAGCUUGAAAAUUAUUCUCCGAAAGAAUGCGAUUUAUUAAAAAAGAAAAAAAAAAAAAAGAAGAAGAA